This is a messenger RNA of Porites lobata, 6191 nucleotides long. The record is from the annotation of a GenBank genome assembly. Lineage: Eukaryota; Metazoa; Cnidaria; Anthozoa; Scleractinia; Poritidae.
AUGUCAGCACCACAUACGAUGUUCUAUCGUGGAUAUGGGUUCGAAACAAGUCUCCCGAGUAUCAUUGUAUACUCAGUUGUGUCUCUGUUCACAAUUUCCGUGAAUCUUCUUUUGUGCGUUGCCUAUUGGAGGGAUCCUUUUCGCGAGCUUCAAGCCGUUCAGAACUACUACAUAUUGAAUUUAGGACUUGCGGAUCUCAUCAUGGGCACCCUUUCGGAGCCUCUGCUGAUAGCCACAUACUGGAACAACAACGACGUAAUUUUCUUCGUUCAUUACUUUUUUGCUAUCAUUUCCGCGUCUUGUUCUCUGUUGAACAUAAUGGCCCUCUCGAUCGUCCGCUAUUUUGCCGUCCAAAAGCCAUUUGAGAGUCAAAACAUCAUUAAUAAGAGGAACGUAAAAAUCAGCAUAGCCGUUAUUUGGGGCAUUGCAAUUCACUUUGCUCUUCUUCCUAUUGCGGGAUGGAGAGACAAAACAUUUCAGUUAUACUUAUAUGGUUUAGGAUGUAUCGUACCCACUGUUGUCUUCACGGCUUCAUAUUUCAUGUUCUACCGUGCAAUACGCAAACGCACAGCCAUGAUCCAACACAUUGGGACGGAGGAGAAAAGUCAACUUUCGAGAAACACAAUUCGUAUUGAGAAAAAAGCGACACGAACAGUCUUAAUGGUCCUUGUGGUUUUCUGGGUCUUAUGGAUCCCUUUUCUCAUUUGUGAUUUUGCUGUCGUUCAAUGUUCAAACUGCAGACCCUCCGCAUUUCGCCUCGUCCGCGACAUUACUCUCUCCUUGGUUUACUUUAGUAGCGGAAUAAAUCCACUGAUCUAUGCGUGGCGAAUAAAGGCAUACAGAAGAGCUUUUCUGCGAGUCUUGGGCUUUAAGGUGCUUUCCCUAAGGGCGUCUGGAAAAGCCGAAAACCGAAAUCUGGAAGAGGUACAGGAAUAGAAACAGGAACAGGAAGAGGGAACCGGAAUAGGAACCGCAAUGAAAAGAGGAACCUAUAUAAAGACAGGGACAACAUUUAUCUUAAUUUAAGUUAAUUUGGAUUUAAUUCUUAUUCAGAUAUAGAGGAAAAAUAAGGGGAAAAAGGGAAUUGAAACAGUGUAUAGAAAUAUGAGAAGAAAAAGAAAUAAUCAUUGAAAAGCCAGAGAAAAAAGAAACAAGAAAACACUCUUAAUCUUGAAAUGUGAAUCUAAUCAAUAUAACCUUUCUUUAUCUUUACCCAGUGACACAUUGCGUUUUCGUGUCAAACAUAAUAGCGAACUUAAGUAACCAGAACGCUGACCGUCGCGGACUUCAUGAAUAGCAACCAGAAAUUCAGUGUUGCUCUUGAUGGAACGCUUCUGUUUCACACAACAAAUCCUUUUACCUUCCACUGUAGAAUUUGAUGAGUCAGAGCACUAAAAGACAGAAAAUAUCCACUUCCGGUUUCCAUUUUUAACGUCCUGGACGUCAACGUUUUCGUUGCUUAAGGUCCUUAUUGCAAUCGGUUGAAUAAAGCUUGGAGGUAGUGCAAUUUAUCUAUGUAGCAAACCUGAAGUGUAUGGCAGCCCAAUAAACGUCUCUGAUGGGUAUCUCGUUUACACAUGGUCUGACAAAUAAUGUUAAUAUGUAAUAACCUCCUUCCUGCGAGAGACAGAAGGAACCUUAAGAUCUGACAACGGCAAAGCCAGCGAAGACACCACUGAGAAAUUGAAUUCGGGUCCUAAUUCAAACUAUUGCUCAUCCAAAUUGUCCAGUCUUUUAAAGGUUGGAAAUGAAGCUGGAGACCGCGUCCGAGAUCAGAUACGUUCUCAAGAGAACUUUAUAGGAUUUGAUCAUUUCAGGUUGUAGUUGUGCACUUGCAAAGCUGUGGCUUUUUACUUAUUAAAGUUGCUGCUCUUUUGACCCUCUGGUUGCCGUAAUAUAUAAAAAUUCAGGGGAACAUGAUACCAGGCUAGUUCUCUUAUUUUUCAUAUAAAAUGAAUUAGAAUUAAAAUAAAUUAAGGUAAAUGAUGUCCCUGUUCUGGUAUCGGUUCCCCUUUACAUUACUGUUCCUUCCUCCGUUUCCGGUUCCUGUUCACAUUCCCGUUCCUAUUCCGGAUUCCGGUUUCCUGCUUUUCCAGACGCCCUUUCAGUAAAGAUGAAAACUUCUGAGGUUUCUAGUUUCUCUAGGAAUGAAAUCGAUUCAAGCAGGAAAAUGUCGAAAAUCGAAGAGUUAGCAGUGAAAAAAAGGUCAACGGCCAAUGACAGCACCUACCGAGUAGAUGCUGAGAGUAAUAUAAAUGCUGAGGAAGAAACCCCAGGUAUACUGAGUAACGGCUGAGUGUUGUGUCACUACUAUGUGAGCGGUCUGAUGUCUCAUUUCCAGUUGCCAGAUACCACUCCACCAAAUGAUCUAGCUAAUAAUUGUGGCAGCUAUUUUGAAGAGAAGACUGUUCGCAUUAUAAUUAACUAGGGGUAAUCGGAGCUUAGGAGAGUGCGUUCGAUAUGUUUGCUAGACUUACAGAACCACAAAGGACUGCAAAGGACCGCAAACGAAUAUGCCGAAGAACGUAGAAUCUAUAAAGACCUGAUGAGCAAAAAUGAAAAGUAGACGUAGUAUGAUCAGCAUUGCAGUAUUAUGCUUGCAGAAUUUAAUAUGUGUACAGGUAGCAGUUGAAGUGAAAGGGUGGAUGGUUCUUGCGAUAGAUAACUAUGAUUAUGGCAUAUUUUGAACGUAAGGGUGCGUACAGCGAAACCUCGAUUUAAACUGUGUAUUAUAAUGAAAAGGCUUUGAAGACUAGUGAUCAGCGUGAUAUCGUGUGGUUCGUCUUAAGUGCUUGUUAUUUGAGGAGACACUGACCAGAGUGCUUCGGGCGUGUAAAAAGAACUUUUUGUUUUACUGGCGCAAUAGAUGUCCUGCUGGGCACAGUUGUUCGAAGGCCGAUCAGUGCUUAACCCGGGUUUCUUUCUCUUUUGUUGAAAAACAUUUCUUUGGAUAAUUUUCUCAGUUAUUUUUAAGAGCGUCCAAUCAUCAACUUGUUGGCAAAACAUAAAGUCGGGUCGCGAGUUCGAUUCUCGCCCGGUGCAUGAAAAUUUCCUUUGUCCCGGGCGAGCAUGGUUUCUCCUCCUUCCGAGUUGAAAAUGUUCACUAGAAGUGUAUGUGUGCCGCUCACUAGUGUAUCAUUAAAAUUAAUAAAAAUGGAAAUAAAAUUAAUUUACGCAACCACGAGUUCGUGAGAAAAAAACAAAAGUCCAGCUGCCACUUAGUAUAGAAGUUGAUCUUUGACUCUUCCUUGAGGACCCUAGAUACUCGGCAAUGAAUGCCUCAAAAUCUUAGCUAAUCUUACGAUGCCUCUUAUUACACCAACUUGGUUGUACUUUCAUGGUAGUCUGGAUUGGUAGCAUCAGGAGCCAAUUAAAUUAUCGGCUCCUGGUAGCGUAGUACAUACUCAGAGAUGAGACCACGGCUCAGUUGGUCGCCCACACAGGGUUACAAAAAACGAAUUACGAGCGGUUACAACUACAGGGCUUUGACUAGGAAAAGACGGCCAUCUAUGGGAGCUGGUUGCUUUCGUGGGGUGCCGAUCAUGAAGGACAGUCCGCUAUGACUGUAAUCUCUUGCACUGAUUUCACAAGAAGAAAGCCCUAUAGUGACGAGCUUGUGAAGUAUCAUUUUUAAACGUUCUAGCAAAGUGUAAAUAUUUGCCAAUUUAUAAAAACAAAAACCGGUUAAAAGUACGUGGGAGGCACGGACAUAUAACAUGUCGCUCGAUGACAUUUUCUGUUUCCUUUGUUGACCUUUGUUGUGCGGCAAAAACACAGUAAUUAAGAGUAAAGCGAUAUGUCCUCUUGCGAGGACAUAUCGUACCCUUGGGCGGAAACAGUAGUUUUUUUUCAGAAUUGAUGUAAUUCGAAAAUUCUGGUCAUGAAGGCUGAGAACAACAUUCAGUCAUAUGACCAGAUAAUGAUAUAGCCUGAGUAUCAGGCCUUCCUAAGGGGCUAGGGGAGAGGAGAUUUUAGAUGGGGAAGGGGGGAGGGGGAGAAGAGAAAGGAAGUUUCUCUCCUUCAGCUCUCUCCCUUUUUCGCUUCCAUCUUUUCUUUUUUCCCCAGAAACGACCCAGAAACGCCUGAUACUCUGGCUAACAAUGAUGAGACGUAAGUGCUUCCCUAGGUAUGAAAACAUAUUUAAAAAAUAACCAUGACUUGACCGUUGAAUUGAGGCUUGUGCUAAGCUAGCCUGCGUAACAAGCGUUUCCGUGCUGUUUCGCAGCAAAGAACGAGGAGCGAGAGUCAAAGAACGCACGAAAAAUGACGCGAGUAAGCGGUAGGGGGUGGCUCUUUUUGGCUCACGUUUCAUUUCUUGCACGGCCAAAUCCGAAAAUCCCAUUACUCGGUCUUUCUUUGCUCCGAAAACAAACGGAAACGCUUGUUACGCAGGCUAGUGCUAAGCUGGUUUACGAAAAGAAGCUAUUUUAAUCACUUCUUUUCGUAAACGCAGAACAAAAAGUAUCGUGUGAGUUUUAGAAUAGCAAACACAAUUUGCCUUCCGACUGAAAUGUUUUAGACUUGAAUCCGAGUUUGUCUUUUGAUAUGCAAAAACAAUUGAAACACAAAAUGAUUUGAAAAUUAUUUUAUAAGUUAAGUCUUUGUUUAUCAAAGGGAAUAUUACGAAUAUUAUGUCUAGUAACUGAUAUGAGAAAUAUAACACGAUGCCGUGGGUUAUACGUAUACAGUUAAGAAUGCUUGGAAGUAUAGAUUUCUGAAGACUAAAAAUUGUCGUCAUAGAAAAGGCUCCGUGACGAAAUCGAUCGACUUAACGAAACGUUUUCCCAUCAUCUGUUAAACUGCUAAGUUUUACUCAUAGAUUGAACUGAAAUUAAUUAAUUAUUGUACUAUUGAUCUCUUAGUUUUUGGAAGUGAGCACUACCAAGAUAGAUGAUCCUAUGAGGUCAUCGACCCUUGAGUCCGCAAUUUUAAUUGGUAUUUGAAUAAUGAUAUUCAUUCCCACCCCUGAGGCUAAUAUUCUGCAUGACAUUUGUUGUGGUUGCUUUGAAACCCUUACGCAGACAGUGAGCCAUUUUCUAAACUAUAGCGGAACAGCUAAAUACGGAUUGACUAGACACUGUGGGCUACUUGAAAACAUCUACUAGAUCUAUCUACUGGUUCUGAAAACAAGGAAAAAAACUCUGGAGGCAACAAAAGCCAUAAACGUUGACCUCAUAAUGUCAGCAUCACAUACGAUGUUCUUUGAUGAAUACUGGUUCCAGACAAGUCUCGCGGGUAUCAUUGUAUACUCAGUUGUGUCUCUGUUCACAAUUUCCGUGAACCUUCUUUUGUGCGUUGCCUAUUGGAGGGAUCCUUUUCGCGAGCUUCAAGCUGUUCAAAACUACUACAUAUUGAAUUUAGGACUUGCGGAUCUCAUCAUGGGCGUCCUUUCGGAGCCUCUGCUGAUAGCCACAUACUGGAACGGCAACAAUGUAAUUUUCUUCGUUCAUUACUUAUUUGCUAUCAUUUCAGCUUCUUGUUCUCUGUUGAACAUAAUGGCCCUCUCGAUCGUCCGCUAUUUUGCCGUCCAAAAGCCAUUUGAGAGUCAAAACAUCAUUAAUAAGAGGAACGUAAAAAUUAGCAUAGCCGUUAUUUGGGGCAUUGCAAUUCACUUUGCUCUUCUUCCUAUUGCGGGAUGGAGAGACAAAACAUUUCAGUUAUAUUUAUAUGGUUUAGGAUGUGUCGUACCCACUGUUGUCUUCACGGCCGCUUAUUUCAUGGUCUACCGUGCAAUACGCAAACAUACAGCCAUGAUCAAACACAUCGGGACAGAGAAAAAAAGUCAACUUUUGAGAAACACAAUUCGUAUUGAGAAAAAAGCGACACGAACUGUCUUAAUGGUCCUUGUGGUUUUAUUGGUCUUAUGGAUCCCAUUUCUCAUUUGUGAUGUUGCUGUCGUUCAAUGUUCAAACUGCAGAACCUACGCAUUUCGCCUCGCCCGCGACAUUACUCUCUCCUUGGUUUACUUUAGUAGCGGAAUAAAUCCACUGAUCUAUGCGUGGCGAAUAAAGGCAUACAGAAGAGCUUUUCUGCGAAUCUUGGGCUUUAAGGUGGUUUCGGCAAAGGAGAAAACUUCUGGGGGUUCUAGUUUCUCUAGGAAUGAAAUCAAUUCAAGCAGGAAAAUGUCCAAAAUCGAAGAGUUGGCAGUGAAAACAAGGUCAACUGCCAAUGACAGCACCUACAGUAGUUGA